Molecule: messenger RNA, 3006 nt
Organism: Plasmodium knowlesi strain H
Lineage: Eukaryota; Apicomplexa; Aconoidasida; Haemosporida; Plasmodiidae
Product: cysteine protease ATG4, putative
Exons: 3
Coding region: 1-3006 (1001 amino acids)
Molecular function (GO): protein-phosphatidylethanolamide deconjugating activity
Source: RefSeq, a predicted model, not a curated record
AUGGGAAAAAAAGCAAGUUCGCCGCAACAAGGUGAAAAUGGCAUUCCCGAAAAUUCGUCCCAAAGGUGCUGCAGUCACGAUAGACAUAUAAAUCCCAGCGAAGUGGCAUCAAAAGAAGUAGGUGAAAACACCAAGAACAGUAGCAAUAAGAACAACGAAGCACAUAUCCUUUUUAAGAAGAAAAGAAGUCAUAGAAGAUGCAAAAAUAACGCAACUAGGGCGAUAAAGAAGGAUACGGAAGAGGCCCAUCCACACCCGAGCACAUCGAAAUAUAAACUAGUAAAUUACUUUAACAACAUCAAGUACAAUUUGUCCCUUAGGAGAUAUUUUAAGAUGCUUGUCACGGUUUCCAUUUUUAACUACCUACCUCUGAAUUUGCGCAACUUGUCAAACACGGCCUACAUGUGCGGUAAACGUUUUAACCUUAAAGAUGUGGAAUCGUUUAAGCUUUUUUUAAUUUUGUGCAAAUCGAAGGUGCUCUUCACGUACAGAUCGAAUUUCCGCUUAAAGAUUAGCGAUAGAAAUUGCUUCUCCAGUGGGAGCUCCUCCAGUGGAAGUUUCCCCAGCCGCAGUAGUGUCGAGAUGGCCCCCCCGAACUGUAACAAAGAAUCAAUGACCGGUAGCACAGACAGCGCAGGGGCACAUUCCAACAAUCUUAGCGAAAAGGCAGAGCAAGCGACGGAAGGCGAAAAAGGAAAAGACGACCAAAUGAGGGAGAAAAAAAAGACCAACAGGAGGAUGAAGAGGAGGAGAAAGUACUACAAAGAAAAAGUCAUAAAUUUCACAAACCUCCCUGAACAUUUUUUCAAAAAAAUAUACUUGGACGAAAUGGAAUAUUUCUACAUGAAUUUUGACAGUCAUUCCAUGUCAAUUCGUAGAUCCCAUUUCAACAGAGACGAUUACAAAUACACGAAUGGUAAUCUAUUUGAUGAGAAAAACGAUUUAUUCGGAAUGGCUUCGGAGGACGAAAAUAAUAGGGGCACCUCUUUCGAUAGUACAAACGAUAGCAACAAAACUGUUCUGUACUUAGAAAACUAUGGAAGUAAUUCCGAUGUUAAUAGAACAAAUGGGGGGAAAGGAAGUACAGAUUCCCUCAUCUUUGAUGAAGAAGCGGAUAACCAUAACAACAGCGGAAUAUCCACCAUAAAUGGCACCCUCCCUGUAGUUAAUCAGCCGGAGUGUAAAUGCCCCUGUGCACACAAUCAUUCGUUAAAUGGCUCAUCGGAUGAGGACUCCAAAAUUGUAGCAAGGAACGAAGCAGCCGUGAGGUAUGAUAAGGUUAGCAAGAAAAUGAACGAAAAGAAACAAGGCAAAAAAUUGAAAAUUUUCCAUUCGGACAGGGAGAACAUUCCCCUUGUGCAAACCCAAGAUAGUAAAAAUAAAUGUGGGAAUUUUACAAAUAGGAGGAGAACCAAACAUACAAAGGGAGACGACACAAUAUCGAUAUACAUGAGCGAUACCGGGUGGGGAUGUAUGAUACGGGUUGUCCAAAUGGUGCUAGCGAACAUACUCAUCAAGUACAAAGUCUCCAAAAAAUAUGCCUUCUUUCACAAUAUGAGUGAUUACGCAUUUUAUAGAAAUUGUCUAAAAAAAAUGUCAAAUGAGCAACACGUGAGGGGUGGGAAGGGACCCAUUAGUAGCGAAGGUGAGGGAAAUAUAAAUACCUGCAACGUAAGUUACCAUGUUGAGAAGAUAGCUGGACGAAAUUGCUACAAUGAACAGAUGAAAGAGGCCGAUUAUUUUAUAACGGAUGGAAAAUCAGACGCACCAUACUUUUAUGAUAACAACUCCACGAUGAGCACUUGUAGUAAUUUCCCCCCUACAAAGAAGUUCCAAAUUUGUGAAUGCAAAAAAGUAGAGAUUGUUAAUGACACAGAGGUAAAAUCCGUAGGGUUAUGCACCUCCUUAUGCGCCUCCGAAUGGAUGAGUAAUGCCUCCCCAAGAAGAGAACAAAACAUAUAUCGCUAUUUUAAGAAUUACGAAAUGUUCCUAAGCAGUGGGGGAGAAAAGGCACCUCGCAUGAACAUUGACAAUGCGGACAAAGUUGAAGCCGACUCAUCGCAACCCCCACACAUGAGUGCCGUUCGACACAUGAACGUGAACAACUCGCUCGCAUACUCUGUACUGUUACAGUUCAGAGACAUGGAAAUCGCCAAGUACUCCAUUCAGAACAUCAUUUACGAAACCAUGAAGUAUAAAAAUGUUAGCCAAAAAAACAUGGAGCAUUUUGUGUAUGAGUGGCUUGGACCCACCAGCAGCGCAGUUGUCAUAUCCAACCUCAUUAACAGAAAGAAGGUUCGUUUUGUGAGAAAAAGAAAAAAUAAAAUUUCGAUAAAUCGUGCAGGCCGCUUAACAAGAGGUGAUCACGUCUGUGGAAAAAGUGAGACCAUUCUGGAGAGAGAGAUUGACUCUGCCGAUCAAGUCAUCAACAAGAAGGAAUACUUUUUUGUAAAGCGAAAAAAAAGGCAUGCUUUUUUCUCAGUCGCCUUUGACACGGGCGUAAUUUACAAUAAUCAAGUGUUAAAAUUUUUUCAAAUUAAGGAGAAAAUACUAGUCAUUAUAUGGGUUUGUCUAAAACUAGGGACUGAUUCUUUUAACAUAGUGAAAUAUAAACAGUCUGUACUCUCCUGUUUCGGCCUAAAGCAGUUUCAAGGUAUAAGUAGUGGCAAUGCACAUACCAGUGCUCACUACUUUUAUGCUGCAAAUGAGAACGGCCUGUUUUAUCUUGACCCUCAUAUAAAAUGCCAAAAGGCCUUCACAGACUUAAAUGAAAAUUACGAUACAGAAUUUUUCACACAGAAGAUAAAGUUUCUCCCCUGGGAGUAUUUGAAUUCGUCCUUGUCGAUGAUAUUCGUUGUGGAAUGUAAGGACGACUAUUUCAAUUUAACAAAAAAUUUGAAACUUAUUGAUCCAAGCAUAUUUGAAGUUUACGAUGAGGAGCCACAGUACACCUUCAGGAGUGAAUUAAAUUACGAUACGGACGAUUCGGGACUGGUUCUUUUGUGA